Danaus plexippus (monarch butterfly) is the source of this 2270-nucleotide messenger RNA. RefSeq names its product serine protease inhibitor 77Ba-like. NCBI's taxonomy places the organism in Eukaryota, Metazoa, Arthropoda, Insecta, Lepidoptera, Nymphalidae. Gene Ontology annotation, molecular function: serine-type endopeptidase inhibitor activity. The coding region runs from base 37 to 1209 and encodes 390 amino acids. The transcript has a single exon. The record is from RefSeq and is a predicted model, not a curated record.
CUGAGUUGUCAGUGAACAUCGAGAUUCCAUCGUAAGAUGAUCGGAUCGAUAUUGUUAUCAAUUCUAUUUGUGGCAGCUAGUGAAUCAUUGGACUAUACUGCUACAGCAAGGAAUUUUAGUAUAGAAUUAGUCUAUUUCACUCAAACUAAGACAGAUCAUGAAGUAGUGUUGGCGCCGUUUGGUUUAUGGAGCUUGAUGGGACAAGUAGCCUUUGCGGCUAAUGGUCCUACGAGGUAUGAACUACAGCGCACCCUCAUCUCAAAUGCAAGUAAUGAGGACAAUUAUUUCAACAAUUUAGAUAAACUCAUGAGCAGAUUGAAAGAACCGAGUGACGGUGUGGAGAUGAUUAUAAAAAAUUUCCUCUUUCGCGACCAAAGCUUGAAAGUACCAUUGGACUUUGUGACAAGAGUCGAACAAACGAAGGGAAAUAUUUGGUCUUUGGACUUCACUGACGUAACUGCGCCGCGUCUUUUAAAUACAAUAAUAAAAUCAAAUACAAAAUUUCCAAUUCCAGUAUUUGGACCAAACGAUUUCAAUGAGACGGAUUUAAUUUUCAGCAACGUGUUCAGUUUUAAAGGUAAGUGGUCGACACCGUUUAAUCGGUCAAAUACUUACGUACAAACUUCUUUGGAUGCUGCUGGGAACGCAUUGGGUUUAAUUGAUAUAAUGAGCCAAGACAUGAAAGUGCCUUCCUCCGAUAUAAAAGAAUUGAAAGCUACAGUAACAGAAUUAUCGUUUGGAACUGAUGGUAAAUAUUGCAUGCUUAUCAUAAAGCCGUACCAGGGUGUCACUGUCACCGAGGUAUAUAAGCAGCUAGCCUCGGUGACGUUGAAAAAUAUUUUUGAUCAGCUUCAAAGAGAUUUUAAUGACGUUGGAAUUAAAAAUAUAAAUGUAAAACUGCCACGGUUUGAGAAGCAAUCGUUUCUCGUAUUGAACGCCCCUUUAAACGAUAUGGGCACAUAUUCUAUAUUUGAUCCUGAUAAAGCGCAGUUAUCAGGGCUGUCAGAAGAGCCGUUGUACGUUGAGACAAUUGAGCAGAGAGCAAGAAUAUUCGUGACGGAGGAAGGCGUGGACGCAUACGCAACAAUACCAGCAAAUUUAGAAAUAGCUACUAGGACAAAUCCAAAUUACGCAAAGCCAUUUAUUUUCUUCAUUGUCCAUAAGUCCACCGUGACUAUACUUAUGGGUGGUACAUAUGGAAAAUCUUAACAAUCUCAUAAUUUUUUCAAUAUUAAAUUUAACAUAUCGACUGAAUCCUUUAAUUACAUAUAAUAAUAUUAUAUACAAUAUAAACUCAACUUUGUUUCAUGCAACCCCGCAGUUGUGGUGAAAUAAUUUAACUGUUAUUCAAAAACAAUUUAUACGCUCGAAAAAGUUAUUAGAUUCCCUUAUUUCGUAAUAAAUAUUCGUUUAAAAUAUUUUUUCUUUUGCUCUACGUUAUAGUAUAUAUAAUUUACUCAUAAAUAUAUUUAAUUAUUUAUCAUCUAUAUAUCAAUUAGUUAUUUAUAGGUAAACAGUUACCAUUAAAAAAUAAUUUCAUUGACAUGACAAACACGCCUAAAUGUAUCCCAUAUAACUUGCUCUCUCAGAAUAUUUCAAGGCUAUCGAUUUAUUUUACUAAAUGAAAACACUAAAUUAUAGCUUAGUAUUUUAAUAAUUUACAAUUUUUUAGUAUAUUACAAAAUAGUCUUAAAAAAAAAAAUUAAGAAAAAAACCCUUUUUACAGAAUCACACAACUAAAAAAACUAAACUAAAUCACUUAAGGGAUUAAUACAUUGAAAGGCAUUCAAAAUGAUCAAGCUUAGAACAUUUGAAAAAAUAAAUUUAAUGCAACCUCUGUAAACAUAAGAACGCGUGGCCCAAAACUAUUCUAUUAUAAUAAGACACUUGAACACAAACACGCUUUUUACAAAAUAAAAACAUCUUCUACCAUCUAAUGAAAAUUAUAAAUGAGACCAACAAAAAUAGUAAAAAGCUAUCGAGUGAGCAGACCAAAUUGUUUGUUUUUUACGACAUAUUUGCUGCUCGGAGUUUGAAAUUAUUAUUAAUUUCAGAGAUCUUUUAAUUUUUGCAACUUAACGUAUCACAUAGACAAUUUUUUUUUUUUUUUGUAGACUGUUAAAGUUGUGAAAAAAUAGCUAGAAAUUAUGAAGGUUAGUGUAUAUCAACUUGUUUAUGUUAUCCAACAGGAAACGAAUUAUGACAGAAUAAAUUUUGUUAAAUGACAAAUGUAAGUAAAUAACGACAAAACUAUUAAAAAAUUUCAAUGA